GCUCGCGAUCAUCCGGCUUUUAUAAAAGCCACGCUCAAGUGACAGUGACACUCCACCGCUUCGCAGACCUGCGACUGCGAGUUAGAGAGCGUAAGCCAGCCAUGGCGAGGGUUUUGGCGACGGUGCUGGUCUUGGCAGGCGCCGCGCUGCUCGCGGCGGCCGGCGGCGCCAGCGCGAAGCAGGGCGUGUGGAGCAUCAUCACGCGGCCCAUGUUCCAGAGCAUGCUGAGCCACCGCGGCGACAGCGGUUGCCAGGGCGCGUUCUACACCUACGACGCGUUCAUCGAGGCCGCCAGCAAGUUCCCCGGCUUCGGCACCACCGGCGACGACCAGACCCGAAGGCGGGAGCUCGCCGCCUUCUUCGGACAGACGUCCCACGAAACUACCGGUGGAUGGCCAACUGCUCCGGGUGGACAGUUUGCCUGGGGAUACUGCCGGGUGAAGGAACAGAACCCCACGGACCCACCCUACUAUGGACGAGGACCCAUACAGCUAACUCAUGAGUACAACUACAGGCAAGCUGGGCAAGCGCUGAACCUGAACCUGGUGGGCAACCCGGACCUGGUGUCGAGCGACCCCGUGGUGGCCUUCAAGACGGCCAUCUGGUUCUGGAUGACGCCGCAGUCGCCGAAGCCGUCGUGCCACGCCGUCAUGACCGGCAGCUGGACGCCCUCCGCCGACGACCGCGCCGCGGGGAGGCUCCCCGGGUAUGGCGUGACCACCAACAUCAUCAACGGCGGGAUGGAGUGCGGCAAGGGCCAGUCCACCGACGCCGCCAAGGACCGGGUCGGCUACUACAAGAGGUACUCCGAUAUGCUCCGAGUGCGCUACGGGGACAACAUCGCCUGCAAGGACCAGAAGCCUUACGGAGGCUGACAACGAUCGAUCUAUGGUUGCUGCAAGCCUUUCACGUGUGUUUGCCUCUCUAGCUAAGAAAAUAAAGAUCAAGCUAGCAAACGUACAGGGCCGGCCGGGGCAGCCUCUAGCUUCGGCAUGUGUCUACUUAUAUCAUAUAAAUCUUCAGAGAUGAUAUAGUACCGUCACAUCUCUGGAUGCAUGAUUACGAAUAAUAAUGGCGCCAAUCAAUGGUUAUAUAUAUUUUAUUUGCGUCAUGUUUCCGCUA
Molecule: messenger RNA, 1122 nt
Organism: Sorghum bicolor (sorghum)
Lineage: Eukaryota; Viridiplantae; Streptophyta; Magnoliopsida; Poales; Poaceae
Product: chitinase 11
Exons: 3
Coding region: 102-875 (257 amino acids)
Biological process (GO): cell wall macromolecule catabolic process; chitin catabolic process; carbohydrate metabolic process
Molecular function (GO): chitinase activity
Source: RefSeq, a predicted model, not a curated record